AUAAAUACCUACAAUCUAUAUUUACACGGGCAUUGUUCAUGUCUUGCUUUUGAAUCACAAACUAUAACAAUUUAAAUAUAAUUUAUCAAGAGGGAAAAAGUUGUGACGUAGAUGUGGGUACUUUUAUUUACUUCCAAGUCAGACUGGAGAAAUGGCGGGUGUUAACAGAGAUACAAUGGAUGAUUUGGAGGAUGGAGAGAUUUCUGGAUCAAACUCUGAUUCGGAAAUGGGAACCACAGUUGACGUUAAACCCCAGAUGCCUGCAGCAGCUCCUGUUUUCAGUGGCCAGUCUUUCCAGAGUAGGGCCCUUCCACAGACAGCCACGUCAGCCACAAGCUACCGUAGCACCAUGAGAACUGCGGACUCCAGCGAUAGCGAACCAGACUCGGAUGAGGACGCAGCGGUGUGGAGGCGGAAGCGGCAGAAGUGCUCCAACGCUCCCCAACCUGCCCCGGUCCCCACUCCCCACUUCGGAGCCCCCCAGGCUAACCAAGGCGGCCGCAAAGUCAACAACAUCUGGGGCUCUGUGGUUCAGGAGCAGACCCAGCAGGCAGUGGAAGCUGAGCUGGAUUUCCUUGGUGUGGAUGGUGCCAUUAGCAUGGCCAGCAGGCAGGUGGAGACCUACAACUACGUCCUGGCCCGCAAGCUCAUGGAGAAGGAGAGGGAGGAACAGGAGCCGGGUGAGGUAGCCAUGUUGGACACUCAGCUGGACGAGUACAUGAAGCGUGGCGGGCCGGCCGCCGAAGAGAAUGGAGGUGGCCAUUUUAAGAGGAAGCGAUCGGCCAAAGAGCGGCUGGGCCCCAGGGCUGAGAUGGACAUCGAGGGUCGGUAUGAGAUCACAGAGGAAGACCCAGACGACAGGGUGAUUGAAGAGAUAGCCUACAGGCUACAAGAGCCCAAAAAGGAAUUGAUUGAGCGAAUUGUGAGAGUCAUUGGGAAGAAGAAAGCAAUAGAACUGCUUGGAGAGACCGCCACACUUGAGGAAACUGGUGGUGUGUACAUUAUGGAUGGCAGCAGGCGACGGACUCCUGGAGGGGUGUAUCUCAACUUGCUGAAGAACACUCCCAGUAUCUCUAGUGAGCACCUUAAGGAAAUAUUUUACGACGAAACCCAGAAGGAGUAUAAGGGCAAGAAGUCAGCGCAGAAGCGAAGGCGACACGUGGUUGCCAAGAAGAUGAAGCAGGCCAUCAACACACUGAACCUGCAGGAACACGACGAAGUCUCCAGAGAAACGUUCGCAAGCGACACCAACGAGGCCUUGGAGUCUCUCGGGGUGGUUGCCGAAGAGGAGUGCCAACAGGAACCGGAACCAGAACCUGCCAUGGGCACUGAGGACACACCCGUAGUCUACAAUGCUGCCGACCUGGAGGUCUUUUGAUCCAAAAUGGCUGCCCAGUGUCUGAACUUAUGCACGUCCCAAUGAGGAUGUCCCAUGAGGCUGUGGCAUCCACUGUGACAGGUGGACGCUGCUCAGAUACAAAAUGGUGAAUGCACUGUAAGUUACUGUCCACUACAGCGCUAUGUAAUACUAGACCUUCAUCCUCAUGUUUGUCUAACAGAUUAAGUUGUCUUCUUUAUCAAUCAGUUGAAGACCAACACUUGCAUCAGGAUUUGUUAGCAUUAGUAACGUGCUUACAGAGCAACUAGUUAGUAACCACAGAUACCACCUGACUGAUAAUUUCAACAGAAUGUUUUUCUCCAUAAAUGGAUACCAACCCCUCAUAUAUUUGCAUCCUGGAAAGCAUAAGAUUUAGUAUGGCUUUUUUUUUUACUAAUGCUCUUUGUCCACAAUGUCAAAUGUAAAGUAAAAAUAUGGCAUGUAAGGCAAGAAAUGUGGCACCACUCCAAAGGAAUGGCACAAUCAGUAUGCCAGCUACAGUACUUGCUAUCUACUGUAUAUGUUUAUAGGGAGUAUUUGUUUGUGAGCUAGUUGGAUUGAACAGGAUCUGAGUGUUUGUCAUGUACAGGGGAACUGCACUAAGACCAAUCCUUAGAAGUAAGAUCAAAUCCGUUUUGAGAUUUUUCUUUAUAUAAAAUUUGUUUGUUCGACCCUUUUAAAAGAAAACAUUUGAUCACAUGCCAGUGAUUUUGAGUGUUGUGAAAAAUGCAUGCAUCUUCAGAGGACCCAUGGUCUGUUUUUAAUUUGUUUAUGUUGAGAUGGGUUCGGAUUAUUUUGCGUUGUGAGAUAAAGCACUAAAUUGUUCCAGUUUCCUAACCCAUUGCUGCCCCCCUCCGUCUCUGGACAAGACAUCUCGGAAAAAUACAUUUCCUGUGUUUUAACACAUUCCUUACAUAAAAUAUUAUUAAACUCAUUCAUUGUCCACCCUUUGCUUUAAUACAAUAUGAUGUAAUCAAUUGUA
Oncorhynchus gorbuscha (pink salmon) is the source of this 2360-nucleotide messenger RNA. It is a transcript of the gene phax, whose product is annotated as phosphorylated adaptor for RNA export. Gene Ontology annotation, cellular component: nucleus. NCBI's taxonomy places the organism in Eukaryota, Metazoa, Chordata, Actinopteri, Salmoniformes, Salmonidae. Bases 152 to 1378 code for a protein of 408 amino acids. The transcript is spliced from 5 exons. Gene Ontology annotation, biological process: snRNA export from nucleus. The record is from RefSeq and is a predicted model, not a curated record.